Molecule: messenger RNA, 1737 nt
Organism: Juglans regia (Persian walnut)
Lineage: Eukaryota; Viridiplantae; Streptophyta; Magnoliopsida; Fagales; Juglandaceae
Product: protein NRT1/ PTR FAMILY 7.1-like
Exons: 4
Coding region: 1-1707 (568 amino acids)
Biological process (GO): transmembrane transport
Cellular component (GO): membrane
Molecular function (GO): transmembrane transporter activity
Source: RefSeq, a predicted model, not a curated record
AUGGCGACCAGUCCAUGGAAGGAUUCCCUCAUUAAAAGAGGCACGGGAGGAUGGAAAUAUACAAGCAUCUUGCUAGCAAACCAAGCCCUGGCGACACUAGCAUUCUUUGGAGUUGCUGUGAACUUGGUUUUGUUCUUAACCAGAGUUCUUGGUGAAGAAAGUGCAAAUGCUGCCAAUAGUGUUAGCAAGUGGACUGGAACUGUUUACUUGUUCUCGCUGUUUGGAGCAUUCCUCAGUGACUCCUACUGGGGCCGUUACUUGACCUGCGCUGUCUUUCAAAUCAUUCUUGUUGCGGGCUUGGGGCUGUUGUCGCUCACAUCUUGGCUUUUCAUGAUCAAACCAGCAGGAUGCGGUGAUGGAAAACUAGAUUGCAUGCCCACAUCUUCAAUCGGCAUAGCCAUUUUUUAUUUAUCUAUAUAUUUAGUAGCUUUUGGAUAUGGUGGGCACCAACCUGCUCUAGCCACGUUCGGAGCAGACCAAUUUGAUGGGGAAAACCCUAAAGAAAAGGGAUCGAAAGUGGCUUUCUUUGGCUAUUUUUAUUUUGCACUCAACGCAGGGUCUCUUUUCUCAAACACUAUUUUGGUCUACUACGAGGACACUGGGAGAUGGACACUUGGGUUUUUGGCAUCCUUAGGUUCUGCUAUUAUUGCCCUGUUAUCAUUUUUGAUAGGAACUCCUGGCUACAGGCACGCAAAGCCAUGUGGAAACCCUUUGCCACGUGUUGCUCAGGUUUUUGUGGCUGCUGCUAAGAAAUGGGACAUGGUUCCGGCCAACCCGGAUGAACUGUAUGAAGUGGAAGGAAAGGAAUCUGCAAUCAAAGGGAGUAGGAAGAUUAUUCAUAGCAACAAGUUUGAAUUUUUGGACAAGGCAGCAACGAUAACGAAGACAGAUCUGGAUGGCCCAAAAAGUCCAUGGAGGCUCUGCACUGUGACUCAAGUUGAAGAAGUCAAAUAUGUUCUGAAAAUGUUACCCAUUUGGCUAUGCACUAUAAUCUACUCGGUCAUCUUCACUCAAAUGGCUUCUCUCUUUGUAGAGCAAGGAGAUGAGAUGAACACAAAGAUUGGAAGCUUUCACCUUCCAGCUGCUAGCAUGUCUGCCUUUGAUAUUUGCAGUGUCCUCAUCUGCACUGGAAUUUAUAGCCAAGUUCUAGUUCCCCUAGCUGGAAAACUAAGUGGUAAUCCCAAGGGGUUAACCGAACUUCAAAGAAUGGGUACUGGGCUCAUUAUUGGAAUGUUUUCAAUGCUUGCAGCUGGUGCCACUGAGAUUCUGAGGCUCAAACAUGCAAUGCCUGAUCAGAAGGGUAGUUCCUUAAGCAUAUUAUGGCAAAUUCCACAGUAUGUUCUUGUUGGUGCUUCGGAAGUGUUUAUGUAUGUGGGUCAAUUAGAGUUCUUUAAUGGACAAGCCCCGGAUGGUAUAAAAAGCUUCGGAAGUUCGCUUUGCAUGGCUUCUAUUUCACUUGGAAAUUAUGUUAGUAGCAUGCUGGUUAACAUGGUCAUGGGGAUUACUGCUAGAGGCAACAACCCCGGUUGGAUCCCAGAUAACUUGAAUAAAGGCCACAUUGACAGGUUCUUCUUCCUAAUUGCGGUGCUGACGGCUUUUGACUUUGUGAUUUACUUGUUUUGUGCCAAGUGGUACAAAAGCAUCAACCUUGAGGACAGCGCCGAGAAGCAAGGUCGAGAAGAAGAUGGAGUGCUCAGCAGAGUCUAGCGAUCUGAUCUUCACUACUUUUUGGUCAAG